UUUGUUUUUGUUUUUUAACCUCAAAACUCUUGUGUGUGCGUACAAUGCAAACAUGUCUGAAGUUCCAGUCAUAUGACUCAAAUUAGACGGAGAAAAGAAAGAUUACAUAUUCAAGUUUGGGAAAGGAAAUUUAAACAGAUUUUCAGAUAACUGAGUUCUCGUAUAUGACCCGAUAUUGCUUACUUGUCAUCAUGAUCGUGUUUGUUGUUUACCUAUUUAGGAAGACCAAAAUCACGUGUUUGCUUGCCGGAAACUAUUCUGUUUUUAUUUUUUUGUUUGCUUGUUUUUUUUUAUUUUGUUUUUUUCGCUACUCCAGGUUAGCUAUUGCUUAAUGCUUGCUUCGUUUUUGAAUGAUAUAAACUUUUCGUUGCCUCACUUAGGCGAUAUCUCGCCAUGUUUCAGAAAACCUUAAAAAAUUGUGUCCAUAUUAGGAGCGAGCCAGAUGGAAUUUUUAAAACGAAAACACCAGCAAGGCUAACCGUGUCAUUUUUGCGCACGAAUAAAAUUAUUUUUUUUGCAGAAAGCACUCCUUUGUCAAUUUUUAUAAUCUUAUUUGAUAAAAUAUUAGUGAAAAUAAUAUUAUGCAUGGAGAACAAUAAAUAUAUAAAAACACUCCAGAUGGAUAACAUUAUCAUAAAAUUUCAUUGUCAUGUUUUUAUUAUUUUAACAAAAUAAUUAAUAUUUGUCAGCACUCUUAUGGAUUACAUUUUUUUGAAGAAUCUUUGUAACUUAAAUUUACUUUACGUACGAACGCACGUAUGAACAUACAGAAAAUAUCAGCCCGCCUAACCGAGCCAGCCCUAUUAAUCGCCUCAUAUAAUCAGCUUUUUCAUAGUAAAAAACAGUGUAAUACGAUAAUCUGGAAACAUUUUUUCUUUCUGUUCAACAUGAUAGCUGGUCAAUUUUUUUCAUUUUUUUCUUGUUGUUAUAUAUCCGCCAUUUAUGUUUACAUUUUGUUCUAUGCUAUUGCUUAUACUUUAAAACCAUGUGUUUGUGUUUUCCGCGUAUAUCUUUAUGAGAUUUGUACAUGUGAUCUUAUUAUAAAGAUGGCGGUCUAAGAAGUGUUAUAUACAUUUUCUGUCUGUCUGUUUUUCCCCAUCUUUCUGGAGUUAUAAUAAGUGGCGACGAGGAUAUAUUACCGAAAUGGCUACCUACGGAAAAAUUGGAGAGUUUGAUCCGGCAACGGAACUCUGGAACAAUUACAUCGAGAGAGUGAAUCAGUUCUACAUAGCAAAUGACAUUGCAGAUGCCACCAAGAAGAGAGCAAUCCUGCUGAGCUCAUGUGGAGCCAAAGCCUACCAGCUGUUGAGAGGUUUGUCAAAUAACGAUCCUGCUUCCAAAUCUUAUGACCAGCUAGUACAAUUAAUGAAAGAUCAUUUAUAUCCCACUCCCAAUUCGAUAGCUGAGAGAUUCAGAUUCAACACUCGUGAUAGGCAACCUUCUGAAACAAUUUCCCAGUACUUGGCAGUUUUGCGUCGACUCAGUGAACAUUGUGAGUAUGGAGAAACACUGGACGACAUGUUAAGAGAUAGACUUGUUUGUGGCAUUAAGGAGGAAAAAAUACAACAAAAGCUCCUGAGUGAGAAAGACCUCACCUUAGCCAAAGCCCUACGAAUUGCAUGUUCUAUGGAAUCAGCAGCAAGCUACUCCAAAAGCAUUCUCCAACAUCAAGCGACAGGCAACAUUUCAGAGAGUGUCCACGCUUUGGAGAGAGCCCGAGACAACCCAGGGAGGGAUUGCUAUCGAUGUGGAGGGACAAAACAUACAGCAGAGGCAUGUCCAUUCAAGGAUGCUGAAUGUUAUUAUUGCCACAAAAAAGGACACACCGUUAAAAAAUGUCGUCAAAAGAAACGAAAUGAUGAGAAAUCCAGACCACCCCGGAAACCAAUAAACCAACUGGAGUCCGAACAUGAAGGAAAUGUUUACAACGAAACUGUUGAACAGUCCGAUAUGUUUAACCUGUAUAAAUUAGAAGGGAGCAGAGUUGAACCGCUUUUUGUAAAUGUCAGUAUUGAAGGAAAAACCAUCAAGAUGGAGGUCGAUACCGGUGCAUCGAUGUCGGUGAUAAGUGAAAAAACAUUACGGAAAUGCAUUCCAGAGUUGACCAUCCAGCCUAGUAACUUAAAGUUAAAAACUUUUACAGGGGAAAUCAUAACACCCUUGGGAUCAGCUGCUGUAAACGUUGAACACCAAAAACAGAAAUACACACUGUCAUUGACUAUCGUACCCGGGGAAUCUCCUUCAUUGUUAGGUCGAGAUUGGCUAAAAGUAAUCAAGUUAGAUUGGCCCAGUUUGUUCCAGGUCAAGCAUUCUAGCAAUACCAAUCUACAACAAAUAUUAGUACAGCAUGCCGCCGUGUUUACGGAAAGUAUGGGAUUGCUGAAGGACUUUAGAGUCCAUAUUCCUGUGGACUCCUCUGUCGCACCAAAGUUUUGCAAAGCACGACCAGUCCCGUAUGCCUUAAAAGACAGGAUCGACACUGAACUUGAUAGACUUGUACAAGAUGGCAUAUAUGAACCAGUUGAAUAUUCAAGAUGGGCAGCCCCUAUCGUACCGGUAAAGAAAGAGGACGGUACUAUCAGAAUAUGCGGCGAUUACAAACAGACAAUAAACCAGGCUGCACCUUGUGACUCUUAUCCAAUUCCGCGAACUGAAGAUCUUUUCGCCUCAAUGUCAGGGGGUGAAAAGUUCACAAAGCUGGAUUUGAGUCAUGCAUACCAGCAAUUGGAGUUGGACGAGGAAACAAGAGAAUACCUCACAAUCAACACACACCGUGGCUUGUACCGCCCCACAAGACUUCAGUAUGGAGUACAUUCCGCCACCGGCAUUUUUCAGAGGGAAAUGGAUAGGCGACUCCGCCAUAUACCACGUACCAAAGUGCGAGUAGACGAUAUUUUAAUAUCUGGUAAGGAUGAUGAGGAACAUUUGAGAAAUUUAUCGUCAGUCCUGCAAGUGAUUGAAAGCUCUGGAUUGCGACUGAAGGAAGUCAAAUGCGUAUUUCUAGCAGAAGAGGUGACUUAUCUGGGUUACAACAUUACCAAGGAAGGAAUAUCGCCUUCACCAGAGAAGGUCAAAGCUAUAAGGAAUGCAGCCCCUCCAGAGAAUGUUACACAGUUAAAGGCUUAUCUCGGAAUGCUCAACUAUUAUAAUCGUUAUCUACCAAACCUUUCUGCAAUGAUUGAACCACUGCAUCGUCUGCUGAGGAAGGGGACAACCUUUCACUGGAAAACCGAACAAGAAAAAGCGUUUACCGAAUCGAAAGCUCUACUAUAUAAAGCACCGUUGCUGACGCAUUUUGACCCCCAACGUUCGAUCCUUGUGUCCUGUGACGCCUCUCCUUAUGGGAUAGGUGCUGUUCUCGCCCAUGUAAUGGAUGAUGGUUCCGAGAAGCCCGUAUGUUAUAUUUCACGGACUCUUUCUCCAGCAGAGAGGAAUUAUGCCCACAUUGAGAAAGAGGGUUUAGCCAUAGUAUUCGCAGUCAAAAAGCUUCAUCAAUAUCUUUAUGGACAGUCUUUCAGAAUUAUAACUGAUCACAAACCUCUUUUGGGACUAUUCGGACAAAACAAACCAAUUCCACCGCUUGCAGCUGCUCGUGUUCAGAGAUGGGCCCUCCUGCUGUCUGCUUAUAGCUACGUCUUGGAGUACAAACCAGGUGUCAAUCACGCCAACGCUGACUGUCUAAGCCGCCUUCCACUUCAAGCAGACAGUUCUGAUUACUCGAACAAUGAAAGUGCAAUUCACAUGAUGGACCUAGUGCAAGCACCACUAACCUCCGCUGAUGUUAAGCUACAUACAAGUCGUGACCCAGUCCUGAGCAAAGUGUUGGACUUGAUAUCCAACGGUUGGAAAGUAAACCGAGAAAUAGAAUUACAACCGUACUUUUCAAGGAAGGAUCAACUCAGCAUCGACAACCAAUGCUUGCUGUGGGGUUCUCGUGUCAUUAUACCAAGCUCGUUACGACCACAACUGCUUGGACAACUUCACCAGUCUCACCCAGGGAUCACUCGCAUGAAAAGUUUGUCGAGAAGUUUUGUGUGGUGGCCAAAGAUGGAUUCUGAGAUUGAGUUAACCGUCAAAAAUUGCAAAACCUGUGAAAUCCACCAAAAAAUGCCAGCUGCAGCACCAAUACAUUCCUGGGAAUACCCAAGCCAACCCUGGGAGCGGAUCCACAUGGAUUAUGCGGGACCGUUUUUGAACAAAAUGUUUUUGAUAGUUGUUGAUGCUUUUUCAAAAUGGGUGGAAGUAAUAGUCAUGAAUAGCUACACCUCCACUGCGACUAUUGAGCAACUGCGCAAAAUCUUUGCCACGCAUGGCCUGCCUGGAGUUUGUGUUAGUGAUAAUGGACCGUGUUUCGCAAGCACUGAAUUUGAGCAAUUUAUGAAACGAAAUAACAUCAGACACAUUUUUUCUGCACCAUACCAUCCUGCUUCAAAUGGACAAGCAGAGAGAACCGUCCAAACUGUGAAAAACAGUCUUAAAAAGAUAGAAUCGAAUGGUCAAUCCAUUGAGACCAGAGUAAGCCGUUUGCUGUUCACGUACCGCAUCACACCACACACCACCACGGGCAGGUCACCUGCAGAACUACUGUUCAAUCGUCAAUUAAGGAGUGCCCUCCAUUUCGUUAAACCAGAUCUGAAACAGACAGUCAAGGGGAAACAGAUGGAUUCUGAGAAUCGAAGUCAUCGAUUGAAACCGCUGCGGCAAUUUCUAGACCAAGAGGAGGUACUGAUUAGAAAUUUUGGUCAAGGACCACGGUGGGUGAGAGGAAACAUUUCGAGAAAGAGAGGACCUGUGACAUACGAUGUUGAAGUGGGAGAGAAAAUCGUUCAACGCCACAUCGAUCAAAUGCGAGCUGCAACCGGCGAGAGAUUAGCUGAUUCAGCAAUGGUAGAGACAGACCCACCUCUGGCUGUGCUACCACAGUUUGAACCGUCAGAAGUUGACGAAACCGUUACUGAAAUCGAGCCAAGGGUCCAGUUACCUGUUCCUGAGACAUCUGAGCCGUUUGAAGACGUUGCAGAAGAUGUGAACAAGGACACCAAUUCUCGACCUGAACGAUCUCGCCGUUUACCAAAGCAUUUCGAGGACUAUGACUUGAACCGCAUUGUAUACGUUUAAACUGUGGACUAUUGGUGGAGGAUUGUUAUAUAUCCGCCAUUUAUGUUUACAUUUUGUUCUAUGCUAUUGCUUAUACUUUAAAACCAUGUGUUUGUGUUUUCCGCGUAUAUCUUUAUGAGAUUUGUACAUGUGAUCUUAUUAUAAAGAUGGCGGUCUAAGAAGUGUUAUAUACAUUUUCUGUCUGUCUGUUUUUCCCCAUCUUUCUGGAGUUAUAAUACUUGUCAUUUUUAAGACUUUAUGAACGUCAUUAGCAUUGUGUUUCUCUGCAUAAUAUGUUAUGAAGAUUUUU
Hydractinia symbiolongicarpus is the source of this 5407-nucleotide messenger RNA. RefSeq lists its product as uncharacterized. Gene Ontology annotation, biological process: DNA integration; proteolysis. Gene Ontology annotation, molecular function: zinc ion binding; aspartic-type endopeptidase activity; nucleic acid binding. The record is from RefSeq and is a predicted model, not a curated record. The transcript is spliced from 2 exons. NCBI's taxonomy places the organism in Eukaryota, Metazoa, Cnidaria, Hydrozoa, Anthoathecata, Hydractiniidae. Bases 1144 to 5118 code for a protein of 1324 amino acids.